This is a messenger RNA of Populus nigra (black poplar), 754 nucleotides long. RefSeq names its product calmodulin-like protein 11. The record is from RefSeq and is a predicted model, not a curated record. Gene Ontology annotation, molecular function: enzyme regulator activity; calcium ion binding. Lineage: Eukaryota; Viridiplantae; Streptophyta; Magnoliopsida; Malpighiales; Salicaceae. The transcript is spliced from 4 exons. Bases 77 to 526 code for a protein of 149 amino acids.
CUCAUUCUUUCCAUCUACCAGCAAACAAGAGAGUUUUGUUUUGAAUCUUCAAGGCAAAAAAAAAAAAAGGAAAAAUAUGGCAGAUUCUCUGACAGAAGAACAGAUUGCUGAGUUCCGAGAGGCCUUUUGCUUGAUCGACAAGGACGCAGAUGGUUUCAUUACAAUGGAAGAACUGGCAACCAUUGUCCAGUCAUUGGAUAGACGUCCUACGAAAGAAGAAAUUCAAGACAUGAUAUGUGACGUUGAUCUUGAUGGAAGUGGGACAUUGGAUUUUGAAGAAUUCUUGAAUAUCAUGGGGAGAAAGCAGAAGGAAAAUGUUACUGAGGAAUUAAAAGAAGCUUUCAAAGUUUUUGAUAGGAACCAAGACGGAUAUAUUUCGGCCAAUGAGCUAAGACAAGUGAUGAUAAAUUUGGGAGAGAGACUGACGGAGGAAGAGGCUGAACAAAUGAUAAGAGAGGCUGACGUGGACGGUGAUGGUCUAGUUAGUUACGAGGAAUUUGCAAGGAUGAUGAUGGUUGCUUUCUGAAAGAUAAAAGAAUACAGAGACAAAGAUCUGCGGAAAAAGUAUUACAGAAAUAUACUUGAUUGAAUUAAUUAUUACUGUUACACUAUGGUCUUAUAUAUAUUCCAGUCUCUAAUUCAAAAAUCUUAUCAUUAAAAAUUCACUUAAUGAUAAGAUAUGUAUUUAAUUCCUAGAAUAUCUGUUACAGAUAUGAUUACUAUUAUUUUCGGUAUCAGUAAUUUUUUAUAUAAA